ACCUUUGCAUGGAACAUAACCUUUGUCCCAGCCACGCCAACACACCUCACCGUCUCUGCCGUAUGUGAUAACGGGAACAUGUACCCCGUGGGAUCGACGGUCAAGAUUAUACCCGGAAUGGCGACGAGUGUGGUACGGGGCAUGUAUUCAUACCGGCAGGCGCACACGAAGACACUGCUUGCACAGGCGCCGUACACGUUGAAUGCCUGGGACAAGAGGGGCCCAGAGGCACCGAAACGUGGGGGUAUUCCUGCCGAAUAG
Laccaria bicolor S238N-H82 is the source of this 261-nucleotide messenger RNA. RefSeq lists its product as uncharacterized. The record is from RefSeq and is a predicted model, not a curated record. The transcript has a single exon. The annotation marks the transcript as partial. Lineage: Eukaryota; Fungi; Basidiomycota; Agaricomycetes; Agaricales; Hydnangiaceae.